Molecule: messenger RNA, 1158 nt
Organism: Orycteropus afer afer
Lineage: Eukaryota; Metazoa; Chordata; Mammalia; Tubulidentata; Orycteropodidae
Gene: PRSS54
Product: serine protease 54
Exons: 5
Coding region: 1-1158 (385 amino acids)
Biological process (GO): proteolysis
Molecular function (GO): serine-type endopeptidase activity
Source: RefSeq, a predicted model, not a curated record
AUGGCAGAGAUGAGAAGGGUGCUCUUGUUACUGCUGUGCGUUUCCCAGUCUUCUGCCAACUGUGGCAUCCAGAAAGCUUUCAUUCCGGACACUCUCGAGGACAACCUGGUCCACAGCAAGAUGUUCCCGUGGGUGGUGUCUCUGCAGGACUCCCGGUACACCCACCUGGCUUUCGGCUGCAUCCUCAGUGAGUUCUGGAUCCUCAGCGUGGCCUCCACCUUUCAGCACAGGAAGAACGUGGUCGUUAUAGUCGGCAUAGCUAACAUGGAUGCCCGGAAGAGAGCCCACACAGAGUACCCAGUCAACAUCAUCAUCAUCCACGAGGGCUUCAACAACCGCUCCAUGAGGAACAACAUAGCCCUCCUAAAGACAGACACGGCGAUGCAGUUCAGCGACCUGGUCCAGCCCGUCUGCUUCCUCAGCAGGAUGCUGCAUAAGCUCCCGGCCUUGCGGAACUGCUGGCUGUCAGGAUGGAACCCCACGUCUGCAACAGGAAAGCACAUGACGAUGAGCAUCCUGAGGAAAAUCUCCGUGAAAGACGUUGACGUGUGUCCCUUCUACAAACCCCCCAAAACAGCCUGCUGCAGCCACAGAGAGCCGAAAACAGAGAACAUCUGCCUGGGGGACCCAGGCAACCCAGUGAUCUGCCAGUUCCAGCAAUCGGAUCUCUGGGUCCUGAGAGGCAUCCUGAACACAGGUAGUGAGGAAUGCGCCGGCCCAUUUCUGUACACCAAGGUGGAAGACUACAGUGACUGGAUCGAGGCCCAGGCGAAGAGAGUUGGCCCUGACCUGUAUUCCCUCCACCACUGGAAGAAGGUGCUCCCUCCUUCCGGCGGGCUGAAGGGCAUCAUGACAAAGAAAACACAUGCUGAGUCAGGCCAUGCUGGAUGGCACCCAGGGCACCACCAAGGACGAAAGUGGCCCUCCAGUCAUUCGCUGCCAGCAAAAGACUCUAGGAAUAGUCUUGACUUUAGGCAAAAGGGUCUGAGGGAGGCAGGCCGGGCUUCAGAGAUGGCCAUGCAACCCAUGUACUAUGACUACUAUGGGGGGGAGGCUGGGGAAGGCGGGGGGUCCAUUGCAGGUCAGAACAGCUUACACCAGCCCCAGCAAAUCACCAUGCUUUUUCUCUUGCUCAGUGCCUUUUGCAGCAGUACCUAG